CAAUCAAAUCAAGUGAAAAAUAAUGGAACUAUAUAAAUGAAGUUAGGAAGUCGUGUGAGUACCUUGAUAUGAUUAUGAGCAGUAAUAAAUUGUGCUCGAAACGUGCUUAUCAGUAAACAUUACUGUAUAACACUGUGAGACUUUAUCAAAACAAAAAUUUACCCAUAACGAUUUAAAAUGUAUUUUGCUAUAUAGGAUGUGUUGAAAUCAAUCGUUUAAGUAGUAUUCACUAUUUAUAUGCAUCUGUAUGUUGAAUAGUCUUUCGCCUAUGUUGUAAGUGGCAGAACAUAGGCAAUUCGGUAGAAUAUAAUUCCUUCUAUAUUGCAUAAAUAUAUUUUAUAUAACACACAGUAUUACAGUAGUAAUAGCUGAAUGACCUUUCGAGCCCAAUUUAUCGUUCAUGUUAGUGUAUUCACACAUGUCUCAUAUAUGUAUAUUUUUGCUUCUACUUUGUUGUGUGUUAUAGUCUCACAUAUAUCCGGUGUGGGCGUUGCAUCAUUUCAAUUGCCUGUGUUCGGUGUUGACUCAGUGACUGAAGCUCUCUCUCUCUCUCCCUUUACAUGAAUAUAUACUACUCUCAAAUACUAUCAUCCUAUCCUAUCACUUUAUGUGAUAACAUCGAAUCCAGAUGUGACUCAAGAGUUUAAACACUCAGCCACAGGUUCCAGUCCCACUCCACCCCCUUCACUAUGGACAGUUGGGUAGUAUCAUCAUCGCUUUCAUGACAAGUGAGGCUUUCGACGUGGUACGUUAGAUAUAUGUUCCGGGUAAAUGAAUUCAAAAGUCAAUACCAAGCACGUGCGAUUGAAAUGACUCAACGCCUAUACCGGAUAUAUGGAAAGUUUCAAUGAACAACAACGGGAGGGGGUUAUAUAUAUGUAUGACACCAUGAGAAUGAUUCGACAUGAUUGUGAGCAACAAAUUGUGCUCUAAACGUCACCCAGUUAUUAAUACUGCAUCACUGCACUGUAUGUUGUAUUCAAUCAACUUGUCCAGAAUGGAAUUAUUUCGUCUGCCUUAAACAAAGAAGUAAUACACGUGUACACGAGUUUUGGUGUUAUUGUAAAUAAUGUUAUUAUUUACUGAUAAAUAUCAGACAGGUAACGUACAUGAAACAAUCAUUAAACUUCACAUGUCCAUUGAAGUCUUGUAUCUCACUUGUUUUUCUAAAUUCAGUCAAAAAUAAGACUUGAACGUCAAAAUUGAUAUACAUAUGUGCCUCCAAAGCAUUUUGUAGUCCAUUUAUAAACAUGAAGUGGAUUUUGUGGUGGCAUUGUUGAAUUUUUUCUAUUGACUAAAAUCAAGGAUGUUUGAUUGUAAAUAAUAUGUGUAAUAGUUGUUUGGUUCACUCUGUUGACUCACGGAACUGUCACCUAUUAUUGUUAGAAUUUCAACUCCAGGUUCAAACCGACUUUACUUGAUAUAAGUUUGGCUGUUCAAUCUUUUCACAAUCAAUGUGACUUAUUAUUAAGUGUAGGGGAAGUUAAGUUACGUUUUAACUCGGCAUUCACUCAUUGGAGUGUUGAGUGAUAAAUGCCCACACAUGUCGUCAGAUUGACUUCACAACAACAAGUCAUUUCUAAUCUCAGCUUUAUAUUAGGGAUCAUCGUAUUUGAGAUGGUGAAUAAAAAGUUGUAUUGUAUAUACUUUAUAGUAAACGGCGACACCAAGGGCGCCUUGUAUACACUCUUUAUCAACAACCUUCAAAUCGAACUGAAGCUGAUUACUCGAAUGUCAAUAAAGGGUUUGUCUGAGUAACACUUAUAUGUCAUCCACUUUUUAACACUGAUUACAAACCAAUGAGAUGUUCAGCUUUCAAUCACACAUACAUACUAACUGUAUGUAUUGUCUUCCAGUAGAAAUGUCUAUAUCUGAUUUUAUAGCACUGUCCAUUUAGUUUCCUCUUGUCUGUUUUAAUUCUACUCUAAGAAUAUAUGGGCUGCUGAGUAGCACUUAAGUAGUGUGAGUGGGAAACAAUCAAAUGUGUACUCCAGGCUACGUGAUUGUCCUCUUUUCUGUAAACUAUUAUUAUUUCUCAACAUAUUUCCUAAUACGACUGUGCUUUGCGGUUUGUUUCACGUGUUCAACUGUUUCUGUUCAGCAACACAGGCUUGAAUUGUUCUUAGACGAAUACAUGAUCUCCUAGAAUGCCACAAAAAUGUGCAGUCAAUUGAUUUAGCUCUUGUUUGGAUUUGUGUUGUUUCUUGGUUAACGAAUAUGCAAGUGGUUUCACAGGUGUUACAAUAUAUUUCCUAAGUAACUUCGUCAAGUACUUGUAGCUGUGUGUAUGAUUUCUUCGAAGCACGAUGCAAUUAUGUUAUGCAGAGCUUAUUAAAUACACUGGCAUUGUUAGAUUUCACUUAAUUGUAAUCGGUUAUAUUAUCCAUUUAAUGCUCCUAUUUAUUUUCCAUUUUGUGUUAAGUUGUCACAGAAAUUCAUGUUACUCAUGAGGCUUACUAUUGUUGACAGUUUUAUGAAAGGGCCUUCAUUAACAGCUGUCUGCGCCCAAUACUCAAGGUCAGAUGGCCAAAAAUGAUCAGCAACAGGGAUCUCUGGGAGCGAACCAACCAGGAACCGACUGUGCAACAAAUCUGUAGGAAUAAAUGGAGGUGGGUUGGCCAUACUCUGAGAAAACCAUCGAGUGACAUCACACGACAGGCUCUCUAGUGGAACCCGAACUGGAAGCGGCGAGUUGGUCGUCAGUGUGAGGGUGACAUGGAGGAGAUCAUGUGAAGAGGAGAUGUGAGCAGAUGCGGAGACAGGUGAAAACGUUAGCAGAGAACCGAAAGCAAUGGAAAUGGGCGGUUAAAGUCCUUUGUUCCUCUAGGAGCUAAAGGAAACAAACAGCAAUAAACAAUUCAUGAGAGAGAAUUCCUACUUUUUCUCUUUUGAACUAAGCACUUCUUGAUUGAAUUCUACUAAGUGUUGUGUAGUGAAAAUAUCCCUAUUUCUCACUUGGUGUGUGUGCAUCAGAGUGAGGUGUCUGCUGUUAGUGAAAAUACGUUUAUAAGGAGUAUAGUGCAGUGUCUUCUACAGAAUGCACUUCGACUGACUCGACCGACUGAGAAGAGAAAAGAUUAAUUAUGAGAAAACUAAAGAGAAGCGCAUAACUUUAAAAAAAGUAAACACUCUUAAUCAGUAGAAAUCUUAACACUUUAUAUUAAAUGAAGUUUGUGUAUUAAUACGAUUUUUCUACUCUUCAUAUUCUAGUUCAUUUUUGUUCAAAGGAUAUUUGUGUUCUACUGGUUCUUUUUCCCUUUUGGCUUCAUCCUAUUCAUUUUGUUAAUAUUGGAAUCUUCCUCUUCCCUCUAACUUGAACAUUGUUAAAUGUUCUGUAGUUGAAAACACCGCACCGCGUGUUGCUUAAACAUACAUUGUGAUUAGCAUCACUCACAGUAAGCUAAGGUUAUCUAUUUUUGCUUGAGAGAGGCAUAUAGUCCAGUCUUCGGUUGGAAAUAAGAAUAUGGAAGCAAACGUGUUAGUGCUGUUUACACUACACCGUAGUAAUGAACUUAGCCUAUGUGAGUGUCUGUGUGUGAUGCUGUCCGUGUUUAUUCUCUGAAGUUUUAUCAAUCCGUUCUUAGUGAAAAAAAUAUGUUUUAGUUAAAUAGAAAGAAAUAUUUAGGCAUCAUAACAUAUCUGUAGUAGGAGGUAUAGUUCACAGUAAAUUUGAGACUUAUCCGAUAAAUCGUUACAUUCAUUGCCUGCAAUACAAGUGAGAUAUUUUUCCUUUCAUUCUCUUACUUAUUAUUAGAAUUUGCUGUCAUUCAAUUGUCUUUUUCGUUUAUUCAUUUCUAGCAAGAUGCCAACUGGAGAUAAACCACCAGAGAAGCAUAAAAAAGAGUCUAUUAUCGAUUUGAACAGGUAUAUAGACAAACGAAUUCGUGUCAAAUUUUCCGGUGGACGAGAAGCUGUUGGUAUUUUAAAGGGAUGUGAUAACUUGCAAAAUAUGGUGAUCGACUGUACAACUGAAUACCUCCGUGAUCCAGAUGAUCCUCAUCGCUUGACUGAAGAUACCAGAGAAUUGGGUCUUGUGGUUUGUAGAGGUCCAUCAGUUGAACUAGUCUGUCCUGCAGAUGGAAUGGAAGCUAUACCGAACCCAUUUGUUCAACAAGAAUAAUUAUUCAAUAUGUAAUUGUAAUAUGUACAUUUUAUACAUAUAUUUGUAUAGUGCAAAUAAAUAUUUGAAUGGCAGUCAUUAAUUUUUGGCAACAUGUGUUGGAGCGAUUACAGCUCAGCAUAUCCAGUCGAAAAUAAUUACUGCCAGUUGUCGACGACUUCCUUCUUGCGUAUUUCAUUGAGUCUCACA
Molecule: messenger RNA, 4309 nt
Organism: Trichobilharzia regenti
Lineage: Eukaryota; Metazoa; Platyhelminthes; Trematoda; Strigeidida; Schistosomatidae
Source: the annotation of a GenBank genome assembly